Molecule: messenger RNA, 1398 nt
Organism: Stylonychia lemnae
Lineage: Eukaryota; Ciliophora; Spirotrichea; Sporadotrichida; Oxytrichidae
Source: the annotation of a GenBank genome assembly
AUGAAUUGUCUUGGCUUUGUUCCAGCAAUACAUCUCUUGAAGCAUUUAUUAGUUAGACUUAGUAUGGACAUAGCAUCAACAAGAGGUUUGUUGUUGCUUUACUCUUAAAAUGGACCUUUGGGUUAGAUUAGAACAUAAAUUAUGCAAGACCCCAAAGCAAGAAAGCCUCGUGUGGCUAUUAUUCAUCCAGACCUUGGAAUUGGUGGUGCUGAACAACUUAUAAUUAAUGUUGGGCUCGCACUAAAGUAUAAAGGCUAUGAUGUUUAGGUUUUUACUCCCUUUUUCGACCCUAAUCGAUGCCUUGAUGAAGCAAAGUUACUGGAUGUACACGUACAUGGUUCAUGGUUUCCAAUGAACAUCAAUGGAAAAGCAGUAGCACUAUGCGCUUACAUUAGACAACUACUAUGUACUAUAUGGGUACUCCUAUUAGGUGGGCAUUUCGACUAUUAUAUCUUGGAUCAAGUAUCGUUCCCCAUACCUCUAGUUAGACUAAAGAGCAGAAAUGUGCUUUUCUAUUGUCAUUAUCCCGAUAAGCUCCUUUCAACUGAACGUUCCACUGUGUCUAAAAAGAUAUAUAGAUUUUUCUUGGACCUCUUUGAAGAGAUAACUACAGCUUGUGCAAGAUGCAUUGUAGUCAACAGUGGAUUUACUCAGAAAGUGUUUUAUGACAACUUCCCAAUCAUUAGAAAGUUCGUCAAAUCUCAUAGACCAGAGAUAUUAUACCCAGCUAUUGAAGAAAAGACUUUUGUUCAAAGUGCAAAUUAUAAAGAAACAAUUGACCAAUUAUUAGGCAAAAAUAUUACUAAGGACACUGUCAUUUUGACUUCACUUAAUAGAUACGAAAGGAAGAAGGAUAUCCCACUAGCAUUACUUAGUUUCAACUAUUACCUAGAGAAUUAAAUCAAGCAAUUCGGACAAGACUCAGUGAAGGAUGUGUAUCUAGUAAUUGCUGGCGGAUAUGACACAAGACUUUCAGAGAAUGUCUAAGUUCAUGAAGAACUGGUUGAUCAGGCAAAGAAACUAGGCAUUGAAGACAAGGUAGUAUUUUUAAGAUCAAUCUCAGGCGACUAAAGAAUCAACUUACUCAAAAACACUAAGAUAUUGCUAUACACCCCUUAAAAUGAACACUUUGGAAUUGUGCCUGUUGAAGCUAUGCAUAUGGGUUGUGUUGUAAUUGCUUGCAAUAGUGGAGGACCACUAGAAAGUGUUGAAGAUGGUAAAACUGGCUAUCUGGUAUCACCUAAGUUCUAAGAGUGGGGCAACAGAAUAAUCCUGAUAUUAGGAUCCUCUAAAGAGAAGUAGGAUGAGAUGAGAAAGAACGCUUAGGAGAGAGUGAGAAUAAUGUUCACAAAGGAAGUAUUUGCAGAACAGUUGGAAAAUAUCUUAAAGAGAAUGUGA